CUUUUUCCAAUAUUAUAUUAAAUAAUUAAUAAUUAAUAAUUCCAGGUGAUGAGAUGCGAAAAAAGCAGGACCUUUCGCUCUUGGACCUGCCCGAUGUCGUUUCGUUUCGGACCUUUCUAGUAUUCCUGUAAUCCAAACCCGAACCCGCUAAUUUCUCCUUCCCCGCCGUCGGCUUUUUUACCAGUUUUUUUUGCCCGUCUCUCAUCCCCGCGCUAGGGUUUCUGCUAAGGUUACCUCGAUGGUGACCAAUAAUUAUAUCACCAUGAACGGGAACAGGUUUACUAAGGUAGAAGAAGAGUUCAUCAAGAAGUACCAUAAACACGACGUUAAAGAAAAUCAGUGCAGCUCUUCGCUCGUUAAACACAUCAAAGCUCCAGUUCAUCUUGUUUGGUCUUUGGUGAGGAGAUUUGAUGAACCCCAGAAGUACAAGCCAUUUGUUAGUAGGUGUGUUCUACAAGGUGACCUUCAGAUUGGAAGUGUUAGAGAAGUCAAUGUUAAGUCAGGUUUGCCGGCCACAACUAGCACCGAAAGGUUAGAGUAUCUAGAUGAUGACAAGCACAUCUUGAGCAUGAGGAUUGUUGGAGGAGAUCACAGGUUGAAGAACUACUCAUCCAUUGUUACAGUCCAUCCCAAGGUCAUUGAUGGCAGACCAGGAACAUUGGUGAUCGAAUCAUUUGUAGUGGAUGUACCAGAAGGGAACACCAAGGAUGAAACAUGCUACUUUGUCGAGGCAUUGAUAAAGUGCAACCUCAAGUCACUGGCUGAUGUUUCAGAGCGUUUGGCUGUUCAGGAUCGGACUGAGCCGAUCGAAAGAAUGUGAAUAAUCCAGGUCCCAAUUAGCACCAUCAAGGGUUCUCUACCAGGAAGGCAUUUGGAGUGUUGUAAUUAAGAUAUAGGCAGGUUGAGCAAAAUGUUAGCGUCGCCCAUUAAAUGCAAGGGAGGCUCCAAUUCUAGGGACCGUUAUCCGAUAAAAUGUUGGAUGGUGUGUAUUUCGUGAGAGCAUUACUUUGUUUCCUUUAAAAAGAUAAAUUGUCAUCCAGUUGGAUCAGACCAAUGUACGAAUCGAAACUCUCAAAAUUUCUGUCAUUCUCGGGUGUUUUUUUUCACAUAUUUGAACUCUUAAAGAGUGCAUUUUUGUGGAAUAGAUAAUUGUUCUAUUAUUUCAA
This is a messenger RNA of Gossypium arboreum, 1166 nucleotides long. RefSeq names its product abscisic acid receptor PYL8-like. The transcript has 4 exons. Gene Ontology annotation, molecular function: signaling receptor activity; abscisic acid binding; protein phosphatase inhibitor activity. Gene Ontology annotation, biological process: abscisic acid-activated signaling pathway. The record is from RefSeq and is a predicted model, not a curated record. The coding region runs from base 239 to 820 and encodes 193 amino acids. Gene Ontology annotation, cellular component: nucleus; cytoplasm. Lineage: Eukaryota; Viridiplantae; Streptophyta; Magnoliopsida; Malvales; Malvaceae.